CUUAGUCAAUUCCAAACAAUUCCAAACAACCCCAAACAACUCUAUGUAAACAAAAUGCUUACUCCAUAUUUAUUUGGCCAUCCCACUCUCCCGUUUCUCCGUCCUCCGCCGAAUGCACCACCACCCUUGCUCGCAUCAGGUAAGCUGAGCGCCUCCGCAAAAUGUCGGUUUGUCCGAGCGCCGUCUUGUCGGCGAAGUUCUCCAGCUUCAAGUCUGCAAAUGAUCUCAAAAGACCUAACUUUUGUCUCUCUUCCUCCAAUUUCUGUACAUUAGGUCGGAAGAUAGAACCUGUUUCCACCCCAAUCUUGUCAUUCUCAGAUGGUCAGAGUAAGCAGACUAGGAGAUCGUUGCGAGUACGUGGAUUAUUUGGCGGUAAAAAGGGCAAUAAUGACAAUGCCGACAAGAUUGACAAUGCUUCAAAGGCUGGAAUAUUGGGAAACAUGCAAAAUCUCUAUGAGACAGUAAAAAAGGCACAGAUGGUUGUCCAAGUUGAGGCGGUGCGCGUCCAGAAAGAACUUGCAGCAGCAGAGUUUGAUGGUUAUUGCGAAGGGGAGCUCAUUAAGGCAACUCUGACGGGUAACCAGCAGCCCUUGCGGAUUGAGAUAACUGAAGCCGCAAUGGGAUUGGGAGCACAAAAACUCUCUCUUUUGGUUACUGAGGCAUACAUGGAUGCUCACCAAAAAAGUGUACAGGGAAUGAAGGAGAGAAUGAGCAAUCUUGCUCAAAGCUUAGGAAUGCCAGAAGGCCUAAGUGAGGGCUUGAAGUAGUAGUGAUAUAUAUUUGAAGUUCUUUUUUUUUUUCAUUGAUUUUUUUAUUAUUAAUUGUUGACCAAUAUAAUAAAAUAAUACCAUGUUC
Molecule: messenger RNA, 855 nt
Organism: Cuscuta campestris
Lineage: Eukaryota; Viridiplantae; Streptophyta; Magnoliopsida; Solanales; Convolvulaceae
Source: the annotation of a GenBank genome assembly